Charadrius vociferus (killdeer) is the source of this 288-nucleotide messenger RNA. RefSeq names its product S100 calcium binding protein P (gene S100P). Gene Ontology annotation, biological process: endothelial cell migration. NCBI's taxonomy places the organism in Eukaryota, Metazoa, Chordata, Aves, Charadriiformes, Charadriidae. Gene Ontology annotation, cellular component: extracellular exosome; cytoplasm. Gene Ontology annotation, molecular function: calcium ion binding; transition metal ion binding. The coding region runs from base 1 to 288 and encodes 95 amino acids. The transcript has 2 exons. The record is from RefSeq and is a predicted model, not a curated record.
AUGUCUCAGCUGGAAACUGCGAUGGCAAUGACCAUUGCUGUCUUUGACAAGUACGCAAAGACUGAUGGCAACAGGCGAACCCUCACCAAAGCAGAACUAAAGACCCUCCUGGAAAAAGAGUUCCCAAACUUCCUCUUGUCAGGGAAGGACAAGGACGCCAUUGAUAAAGUCUUCAAGGACCUGGAUGAAAAUGGCGAUUCCCAAGUGGACUUCAAGGAAUUUGUCAUCUUUGUGGCAGCUCUGACUUGCUGCUGUCACGAAUAUUUUGAGCAGCAAGCAGCCAAAUAA